Dentiscutata heterogama is the source of this 1271-nucleotide messenger RNA. The record is from the annotation of a GenBank genome assembly. Lineage: Eukaryota; Fungi; Glomeromycota; Glomeromycetes; Diversisporales; Gigasporaceae.
AUCUUCACCCAAAUUUAGCUUUAGCUGGAUUGAUUCAAGAGCUUCUUGUAUAUUGCGCAAAUAAAUGUUAUGGUUGCCCUGCGCAUAUACGCCUUGAUUCUCAUAAGCAUCACUUAUUGUCUUGUUCUUAUACUCCAACAUCAUGUCAGAAUUCUCAAUGGGGAUGUGAUUUUAAAGGAACUAUAAAGACUGUUAAAGAUCAUAUAGAAGUUUGUGUUUAUGAGAAAUUUAAAGGUUAUAUUCAAAGGAAUGAUUCUAGAAUUGAACAGUUAGAAAAAGCCAUAGAGGAACAACAACGUGAAUUUGAAAAAUUACUGCUGCUAGUGAAAAAAUCAAGACUCGAAAUAGCGUCAUCUAUAGAUUCUGUUACCGUUAAUGGUAAUGGAGUUGACUAUCGUUCGUUAGAGGAAAACGAUGAAACAGACACAUUCCCGCUUGGUGAAAUUACAUGUCGACAGACCAUAUCUGAACAUACUUGUGGUGUUACGUCGCUUGCAUAUAGCAAAGGCUUAAUUUAUGCUGGUGCUCAUGAUGGGUCUGCAAAGAUAUUCAAAGCUGAUUCCGGACAAAUGAUCAAAAAUCUACAUGGUCAUCGAAUGUCUGUUUGGGCUUUGGCUGUGAGCUCAGAGAAUGAAAGAUUUUUCAGUGCGGGAUCUGAUGGGACGAUUAAAGUAUGGGAUUUGAAAGAGGAUAAUUCUGACAAUUGUAUUAGUACCUUGACUCAACAUAAUGGAAAAAUAUAUGGAUUGGUUGUUAGUGGAAACCGACUUUACUCUGCUUCAUCGGAUAAAACCAUCAAGGUUUGGGAUCCUGUUACAUUGGAAAAUAUAUCGAUAUUCACUGGUCACUCUGAUGGUGUAAAUAAUUUGAUUGCAAUGGACAAUGGCAAGUUGGCGACUGCAGGGAGUGAUAAUACUGUCAAGAUUUGGGAUGCGAUAACAGGUACAUGUAUCCAAACAAUAUCCUCUCAUUCAUCUGAAGUUUUGGACGUUGCAUCAGGCGACAAUCUUUUAUUCGCCUCAACGUAUGAUGCUGUCAUACAUGUUUAUAAUCUUAAUGAUUAUUCGUCCGUUGCUACGCUGUCUGGACAUAAUUGGGAAGUGUGGCAAUUGGAAUACACUAACGGUGCAAUGUUUAGUGCAAGUUUUGAUCAUACAAUCAAGCGGUGGGACGUACGAAAUCACUUGAUCUGUAAUGCUACAUUAAGAGGUCAUAAAGGCCAUAAUAAUUUAAUUACUGGAUGUGCCGACAGGACAAUCAAAGUAUGUUAA